UAAAAAUAGUUUUGAUUAUUUUCCUGUUUACAUUUAGAAAAAGUGCAAAGGGCACUGUAUGGCUUUUUGUAUGAGACAUUUUGGCCUGUGACCAUGAUAAAGGGUUCUGGUACAUAGCACUGGGUGAUCUGGGCAUAUUCUAAGAUAUGUGCUACAUAUGAGAGAGUCAGGUCCUCUGUUUUCUGGUACAUCCUUCAGCCACUGUUACAGGGUCCUUUACAGCAGUCCUUCAGCCUUGUUCUCAUAUAUUGCUGCUUCUCAGAGCAUGAGCCUUCCAAAACAUAAAAUCCAAUAGUCUGAGUCAUACACCACUUUUGGUACCCGAAGCCUUAACCACCUUCUCUGGCUAUUUUGUUUAGACACGCGAAAAAAGAGCUAUUUGCAUCCUUCAUCCUGGACAAUAAAGCUGUUAAUCUGCUCUCCAACAGGAGGCUGCCUUUUGAUUGUCUCCACAGAGCCUUAACAUUGCUUCCCUGUGUUGGAUGGGAGGGUAGUGGCACCUUCUGUCCUCCUCACUCAGUUACUCUUAGGAGUUAUCCAUCUCAGGCCAUUCAAAGAGCAGAAUCAAAACACAGCAAUGCAAUUUUAAUCUUAGGCAGGAUAUCUCAUUCCAUAACUCACAUUCCUUUCAAAGUCAAAGUUUUUCAAAACUAAAUUUACUAUUUUACUUCCUCCAACUUGACCCUCUUCUUAUAUUCUAUAUCUUAUGUAAUCACCAAGUUCAAACCAGAAAACAGGGAGUCAGUUGAUUCUACCUCCAUAAUACCUCUGGAGUCCUCCCCCAUCUCUCAGUUCCCACUGCUGCUGACUUAGACUGAGCCCAUUUUACCUCUCAGCUGGUUACGUUCUUCUUUACUGCCUCCCUUUCUGAUCAUUCACAAAAGCUACUGAGAUUUUCUUAAAAUGCAAGUCAGAACAUGUAGCUCUUCUUUUAAAGCUCUUUCUUGGCUCUUUGUUACUAUCAUGGUACAGUUGUUUAACAUGGCCUAAGAAUUUCACCUGUUUGCCUCUCUAGCCUUAGCUCUCCCACAAAACUUCUUUUGGUAUCUAGAAUUCAUAAUUCUUUUCUUAUUUGUUGGUUUUUAUGCCUCUUAACCUGCAGUUCUUGAAAGAACUACUCAUCCCUUCUUUGCUGAGGCAGUUCCUGCUAUCUUUCUUAACCAGCUCCAAUAGGCUUUUCUUAUUUUCCUCAAAGCUAGGUUUGGUGUUUUUCCAGUAGUCUCACAGCAUCUUGUAACCACUCUCCCCUUCUACCAAACCAUAUUUUAAUUAUUUUCACUUUUGUUUCUCCUACUAGACUUGAGAUAGUUAUUAUAAAAACCAGAGUGGAACACAGUGACUGCGGUCACUAGAUAAAUACCUUCAUGUUUAGUUGGUUUAUUAGAAUUGAAACUAACUUUAUGAUGAUAAAAAACAAGUACAUAUCCAACAUGGUUAAAAUAAGCUAUUCUGUUAUCUUCUGUGGGGAGAGUGUGGAGAAGUGCAUUGAUGAAUACUUCUGAAAUCAGAAUAAUGAACCAUGAUUAGACAUUUUAAUAAAUAAUACUAAUAAUUUGUUGCUUCUCCAAAAUGUCAAAGGUCCAAAUUUUAUAAUUUCUAUUUCUGCAUGUGCAGUUUGCCCUCAAGGAGACUAAAAGCAAACAUGCCUUAAAAAUUAGCCUCUCGGGAUUGUAAGAAGCUCAUUUUACAAUAGAAGGUACACAUAAUAUUUGAUCUGACUUGAAGUUUUUAUUCUGGAUAUCAAAAGAGUUACAACUAAGAAAUUCAAAGAUAAUAAAAAUAAUGUUAAAUCAUUAAAGUAAGGGAAGUUAUGUAAAACUUUUGGCUUUUCAUAAAAGAAAAGAAACUAUAAUUCAACCAUAUUCUUUUUAAAGGCCCAUUGGUAUAUCUACCUCAUAACGCAGUGUAAUCUAAUCUGAAACUCAGCCAACUUAAGUGGCCAUCAUAGAAAGCUCUGUGGUUUUUUUAAUCACACAUUUCUUGACUUUAUAGAAAAGGUUCCUGAAGACUCAUAUUAAGAAAGCUAAAGAAGUAAUUUAUUUGUCGUCUUCAAAUGCUGAGAACACUAAAUAGAUGAAUUCACACACCUUUGAACACUGCAAAUAUAGGGAACCUUCACUUUGCAUGGCCCCAAUAUGCUCAAAUAUCAGUUACUGUGUUUAGCUAAAUAACACCAGUCCCACAGUACAAUUCACAUUUUAGUUACCACAAUAUAUUCACUGCAAGUAAUUGCCUAAAGUAGUAAGCAUCUUUGCUGGCACUUUAGUCCACAAGUCCCUAUGUAAAUAACAGAUGUGCAUCAUGACCAGUGACUAAUAAAUGUUACUUCUUUCAAAAUAUGUCAGUGAUAGGUAACUGUGAGCCUCUUAUUCAGUUCACACACAGCAAAGCAUGUGAUUGUAUUGUCUCCUUGUCUCUCAAUGGUAAACCCCUAUGACCUUUUACCAAAAUGUAUAAUCAAGAGAGAGAUUUGGCUGAGAGAGAUGAAACUGCAAUAAAGGGAUAAAAAGUGAUAAUGUUGGAAAUGAAAUUUGAAUGGAGUUAUAGAAGAACUAGCUGACCAGGGACAUGCUGACACUGCUACUGCUCAAAAGACCCUAGAGCUGCAGCCUAAGGCACCUGUGGAAGGGGAACUUACCGACAUGAAUGACCAAAGUGCUUGUGAGGAAAAGGAUAAAGGCAACCUAGGGGAAGCAAUGAUGGUAGAAAACUUGACAUUAAAGAAACUUUGGAGCUAUUUCACAGCAAUAUAAGUGCCAAGGAUAAAAGGUGGAAACUGAUCCAGACUUGGAAGUUAGCCUAGACAUAGAAAAAAUGCUCACUCUGUAUUGUAAGUUAUACAACAAAAAGAAGAGGCAAACACUGUUCAAACUACUCUGGAUGAUUCAACACGCGUUCCUCUUGGAAAAAGCAAGGACUACAUCAAUGCUAGUUAUAUUAGAAUAGUCAAUUGUGGAGAAGAGUAUUUUUAUAUCGCUACUCAAGGACCACUGCUGAGCACCAUAGAUGACUUUUGGCAAAUGGUGUUGGAAAAUAAUUCAAAUGUUAUUGCCAUGAUAACCAGAGAGAUAGAAGGUGGAAUUAUCAAAUGCUACCAUUACUGGCCCAUUUCUCUGAAGAAGCCAUUGGAAUUGAAACACUUCCGUGUAUUCCUGGAGAACUACCAGAUACUUCAAUAUUUCAUCAUUCGAAUGUUUCAAGUUGUGGAGAAGUCCACGGGAACUAGUCACUCUGUAAAACAGUUGCAGUUCACCAAGUGGCCAGACCAUGGCACUCCUGCCUCAGCAGAUAGCUUCAUAAAAUAUAUUCGUUAUGCAAGGAAGAGCCACCUUACAGGACCCAUGGUUGUUCACUGCAGUGCCGGCAUAGGCCGGACAGGGGUGUUCCUAUGUGUGGAUGUCGUGUUCUGUGCCAUCGUAAAGAACUGUUCAUUCAACAUCAUGGAUAUAGUGGCCCAAAUGAGAGAACAACGUUCUGGCAUGGUUCAAACGAAGGAGCAGUAUCACUUUUGUUACGAUAUUGUGCUUGAAGUUCUUCGGAAACUUCUGACUUUGGAUUAAGAAAGACUUCUGUUGCCUCUCACUUGAAAUUACCAAGUGGGUUUGCACCUCCUCAUAAAGAACAUGUUUGCACUGUGCUGAAGGGCUUUGCUAUGCAUACAAUCUGCUUUCUUGGUUUAUCAGUUUAUUUUCUUUCUAAAAGCUCCCUGAAGGGCAAUAUCAUUUGGCUUGGGGUGAUCAGUGUUUACUUAUUGAUCUUGCUAGACAAUAUCAAAAUAACUUCCCACAUUUUCCAGUGAAACAGAUGUUACAUAAAACGAUUGCAGCUUGGCUAUUUGGUUGAAGGGAUUACAGAGCCCAAUAAAGGAUUUAAAAUAUAUUCAUUAAGAUUUUAUUUGGAAAGGUGGCUGGAGAGAGCUGAGGAUUUCCAGGACUUUGUAAGUUCUUAUUCUGGGAGAACAUAAGGCCAAUAAUCAUGACCUCUUCCAGGCAUUUUUAAGACAGAUGUCUAUUCAUGUUCUUUAGCUAGAGCCUGUACUUUUUGCUGGCAUUUGAAUAACCCAGUUUAAAAAGAGUCCAGUUAGGGUGGACUAACUUUGGACACAAAUUGGCUUCCAUUUCCUACAUUUUCAUACUGCUGCCUUCCUACAGCUGCUAGACCAAGACCUGUUGGUCUGGGAAGCAUUUCAUGGAUAGGGAGAGCUCCUCUCGGUGAACAGUCCAAAACUAAAAUAGAUGUUUAUAUAGAAAGCCCAAGAGGAGACUUUUGCCAUGCCUGAGUUCUUUCCUAUCCCACCCUAACACUUAACAUAUUACUUAGUCUGCUUUGUUAAAAGCAAGUAUUACCUUUAACUUGCCUCUUACUCUUUGCCCUUUAGCUAACUAAUAAAGUUUGAUAUAGGCAUUAUUAUAUAAUUCUGAGUCAUUCAUGGUAUCUCUCAUGUUUGAUGUAUUUUUCAAACUAAGAUCUAUGAUAGUUUUUUUUCCAGAGUUCCAUUAAAUCAUUUAUUUCCUUUACUUUCUCACCUCUGUUGAAACAUUUAGAAACUGGAUUUGGGAACCCAAUUUUGGAAAACCAGAUUCAUAGUCAUGAAAAUGGAAACUUCCAUAUUCUGUUUUUGAAAAGAUGUGGCCAUUAUUACAGUAAUUUUAUUAUAGGACUUUGCCUCGUACAAUUAAUAGUGAUAUUUUGGACAAGGAGUUCUGGUGACAAGCUAUACCUAAUUAUAAGCUAUAAAACAAUAGAUAUGAGUGUUUGUACAGUUUAACUCAAUGGAGAUCAGAAUAUUCUAUGUAUUGAGAAAAUGUUUAAUAUCAAUCUAUAAAUCUUGAAUUUCUAAGAGGCUUAUUUUGUUCUUUUGGCUGAAUGAGUAUAUUUGAAUUGGUUGAAUAAUUAAUAAUUCUCAUUGUAAAAAUAAUUAUAUGCCAAAAAUAUAUUUGAUGUUAAAUCAAAUAGAUGAUUCUGUUUACAUUGUUCAUAUGAAUAAUAAUCUGUGUUAAUUUCAUUUUGAUAAUUGGCCUUUAAUAUUUGUAUCUCUAAUUUUAUUUUCUCUCUGUUACUGUAAAAUAAUAGCUAUAAUGUAUAACAAUUUUCUUCAGAAGAAUUCUAUGCUAUUAUUAAAAUAAAAUAUUUACUGUGUA
This is a messenger RNA of Homo sapiens (human), 5141 nucleotides long. RefSeq names its product protein tyrosine phosphatase non-receptor type 20 (gene PTPN20). The record is from RefSeq and is a predicted model, not a curated record. Lineage: Eukaryota; Metazoa; Chordata; Mammalia; Primates; Hominidae. Gene Ontology annotation, cellular component: nucleus; cytoplasm; centrosome. The transcript is spliced from 5 exons. The coding region runs from base 3021 to 3560 and encodes 179 amino acids.